GGCACGACGAACGUGCGGCCCUUCGAGUUCGUGCUCGCUCCAGAUCGUGUCCGCCCGCCGUGGAGCACUCGCACGACUUCAUGGAGACGUCAUCUUCCCCUUCGUCUUCUUCCUCAUCCUCCUCCUCCUUUGCCAUCACGAGCACCCACACCACAUAUACCUCCACCUCCAGCGGCGGCGGCGGCGGCGUGCACAUCCCAGUGGAGAUCGUGAGCGAGGAAGAGAUGGCGUUCAUUGAAGCUGCCCUGGCCUCCACUCGCCCCUUCCUCGCCUCUUCCGCUUGCCCCUCUUCUUCCUCCCGAUUCGCCCUCUUCUCUUCCCUUACCUCCAUCCUCCCCUGCUCCUCCGUUCCGCCGACCUCCCCCGGGCCUCGUUCCUUCGCCACGUCGUCGGACAUUGAGGAUACCGUCCCGCCGACCUCCCCCGGGUCUCGUUCCUUCGCAACGUCUUCGGGCAUUGAGGAUAUCGUCCCGCCUAGAUCCUCCCUUCUCGAUCAAUUUCGAUCCAAAAGGGGGCUUUCCGUUACUGACUUCACUUCCACGGAAUGGUGCGAAAAGCAAAUGGAGUUUUUGCUUCAUUGGGGAAAGCCAAAGAGAACUGAAGCUAUGAAAGCUGGUUCUGAUCGUCAUAGCCAACUCGAAAAGGAGGUGUCAGAAAAGAUUGAACUUCAUAUUAAGACUAUUGAAGAUUCUUGGGCAAUAAGAUUGAUGAACUUCAUUGUCGGCACAAACCAUUUAUUAUUUGAAGGCAUAACCCGUGAGCUUCCUGUAGUUGGAGUUAUUGAAGGUGUAUGGAUGGUGGGAGUAAUUGAUGAAAUUAGGAUCUCAAGAGAUGGAGGUGCUGGUUUACCUUUGUUGGUGGAUACAAAGACACGUCUUAAAGCAACAGUACCUUCCGCAGCACAAAAGAGAAAUGGAAGGCUUCAGUUGAUGUGCUACAAAUUCCUCUGGGACAAUUUGGUGACCAAUACCUUCCCCACAGAACAUUUCUUUCGUCGCUUUGAAUUGAAUCGCCAAUACACACUGACUGGAGACAUCAAGAAAUACAUCGAUUCAUUUGGACUUGACUUAAAGUAUAGGAAGCUGAGGCUUUGGCUUUUCGUAGUACUCUUGUUUGUGAUCCCAUUUAUUUAUUGCCUACAGACUCUUGAUGAUGUAUUAUCUCAUUUCCGAUAUACAUCCAGUUUGCUAUCCCAAUCCGACGAACAACUCCUCCUGAGAUACGAGUUACAAUCCGAUCAGUCAUUACUAGAAGAAUACUAUUUUCCCUAUGAUUCUAAUUGGCUUAAGACACAGAUCAACAGGGGCCUUGAGUUUUGGUUGGGACACAGGGAAGCAAGCUUUGUGUCAGAAGAUGAGAAAUGGAAAUGUCAGUUCUGUGAUUUUGUCUCCGAUUGUCCAAUAUCAGUUAAUUCGUCCAGGGACCGCACAAGAAGUAAAUAACCAGCUUUUAGUUACACAUUUUGUCUCGGUCAUUCAAUGCUUGCACAAGAUGAGACAAUUGCAUUACAACUUAUAGAAAGUUUACAAACUGAUAAAAAUUCGCUGACACUUUGAAACUGUCCAAGAAAGUCCACUCCUGCAAUCGAUUUGGAUUGAAAUUGCCCUCAUCCAUUUCGUUUCAUUUCCACUGAUCAUGGAACCAAUUUUACCUACUACAUUUUUUUUUGUCUAUUUAUUUCCUAUGGAUAAUUCAUUAUUAUGUACUUUUGCUUUGAA
Messenger RNA from Zingiber officinale, 1718 nucleotides. RefSeq names its product exonuclease V, chloroplastic-like. The transcript has 7 exons. Gene Ontology annotation, biological process: interstrand cross-link repair. Gene Ontology annotation, cellular component: nucleus. The coding region runs from base 81 to 1442 and encodes 453 amino acids. NCBI's taxonomy places the organism in Eukaryota, Viridiplantae, Streptophyta, Magnoliopsida, Zingiberales, Zingiberaceae. The record is from RefSeq and is a predicted model, not a curated record. Gene Ontology annotation, molecular function: single-stranded DNA 5'-3' DNA exonuclease activity.